Messenger RNA from Castor canadensis (American beaver), 951 nucleotides. Its product is annotated as aldo-keto reductase family 1 member B10. The record is from RefSeq and is a predicted model, not a curated record. Gene Ontology annotation, molecular function: oxidoreductase activity. NCBI's taxonomy places the organism in Eukaryota, Metazoa, Chordata, Mammalia, Rodentia, Castoridae.
AUGGCCACCUUUGUGGAGCUCAGCACCAAAGCUAAGAUGCCCCUUGUGGGCCUGGGCACCUGGAAGUCUCCUCCAGGCAAAGUCAAAGAAGCCGUGAAGGUGGCCAUUGAAGCAGGAUAUCGCCACAUUGAUUGUGCCUACAUCUAUGAGAAUGAGAAUGAGGUGGGAGAAGCCAUCCAAGAGAUGAUCCAAAAGAAAGUUGUGAAGCGGGAGGACCUCUUCAUUGUUAGCAAGUUGUGGGCUACCUUCUUUGAGAGAAAACUGGUGAAGGAAGCCUUUCAGAAGACUCUUAAGGAUCUGAAGCUGGAUUAUCUGGACAUCUACCUUGUUCAUUGGCCACAGGGACUUCAGCCUGGGAAGGGAAUAUUCCCCGAAGACGACAAAGGCAAUGUCCUCCACAGUAAACUGACAUUCUUGGAUGCUUGGGAGGUCAUGGAGGAGCUGGUGGAUGAGGGGUUGGUGAAAGCCCUUGGUGUCUCCAACUUCAACCACUUCCAGAUUGAGCGGCUCCUGAACAAGCCUGGACUGAAAUACAAACCAGUGACUAAUCAGGUCGAGUGUCACCCAUACCUCACCCAGGAAAAACUGAUUCAGUACUGCCACUCUAAGGGCAUCUCUGUCACUGCCUAUAGUCCCAUAGGCUGUCCGGAUAGACCUUGGGCCAAGCCAGAAGACCCUUCACUAUUGGAUGAACCCAAGAUUAAGGAGAUUGCUGCAAAGUACAAAAAAUCCCCAGGCCAGGUUCUUAUCCGGUUCCAAGUCCAGAGAAAUGUGGUAGCGAUCCCCAAGUCUGUGACACCAUCACGCAUAGUUGAGAACAUUCAGGUCUUUGACUUCAAAUUGAGUGAUGAAGAGAUGGCCACCAUCCUCAGCUUCAACAGAAACUGGAGGGCCUGUAGCUUGACUAACAUGUCUCAUUUGGAGGAGUAUCCCUUCAAUGCCGAAUACUGA